Molecule: messenger RNA, 645 nt
Organism: Vitrella brassicaformis
Lineage: Eukaryota; Vitrellaceae
Source: the annotation of a GenBank genome assembly
GUACACGUCACGUCAUGCAGCCUUCUUGGCCGCCAUUGUCCGGGUCGCCACCAUCAGCCCGACUCCCACUGCCAUGGUGAUGGACGCGGCCGCCAGCCACACCUUGGGGCCUCCCAAGGCACUCAUCGCCGACCAGGACGACUUCACAUCAGCACCUGCACACGCAGACGGAGAGAUCCCGCAGUGAAUGUGCGCAUCUCGUGUGCGUGGUUGUCAGUCAUCUGCUGUACCUUCGAGCACACCGACGCAGAGCUCGUCGGCGAUUUUCCGUGCGUCGUCGCUAUGGCCGUAGCCUUCGAACUCCUCGGUCGCAUCCUGACCUGCACACACCGUCACGCAGACACACACAGCAGGGAGAUGAGCACACCCGUCCGCCAGACAGAUCUCGUGGCAUCCUGUUGAUACCGGCGAGAUUGACGAUGACGUCGGGUCCGCCCGGGUGGUCAACCAUGUAGUUGCUGACGUCGUAGACCUUGCCCCACAUAAUGAUCCAGCAGUCGUCCUCGGACGAAUGCUUCUCCAUCUCCUCCUUGCUCACGGUGCGCAGACCUCCCAUCUUGCUUAUCUAUUGGCAGGGGUGCAAAAAUCAGCUAGAUGCACACGUGGAGGAUGCUCCUAGGACCGCUUGCGGUGGUGAUUAUUGCA